Molecule: messenger RNA, 2306 nt
Organism: Mangifera indica (mango)
Lineage: Eukaryota; Viridiplantae; Streptophyta; Magnoliopsida; Sapindales; Anacardiaceae
Product: cadmium/zinc-transporting ATPase HMA2-like
Biological process (GO): monoatomic cation transport
Cellular component (GO): membrane
Molecular function (GO): ATP hydrolysis activity; cadmium ion transmembrane transporter activity; ATP binding
Source: RefSeq, a predicted model, not a curated record
GUACAAUUGCCAUGAAUGAUUAUACAGAAGCUGGAACAAUUGUCUUUCUUUUCACUAUUGCUGAAUGGCUUGAGACUAGGGCAAGCCACAAGGCAACCGCUGUAAUGUCACAACUGAUGAACAUAGCCCCUCAAAAGGCAGUAAUAGCGGAAACUGGAGAAGAAGUUGACGCUGGGGAGGUGGGGUUAAACACUGUGGUCGCAGUUAAGGCAGGUGAAAUUAUACCAACUGAUGGAAUUGUUGUGGACGGCAAAUGUGGAGUCGAUGAAAAAAACUCAACUGGGGAGUCAUUUCCUGUGGCAAAGCAAAAGGAUUCCUCUGUUUGGGCUGGCACUAUCAACCGAAAUGGUUACAUUCAUGUAAAAACUACAGCUUUAGCUGAAGAUUGUGUGGUGGCUAAAAUGGCAAAACUAGUGGAAGGAGCUCAUAAUGGCAAAACUAGUUACCAAAGAAUCAUUGACAAAUGUGCCCACUAUUAUACGCCAGCUGUAAUAAUUAUAUCAGCCUGUGUUGCGGUGAUUCCAGCUGCAUUAAGAGUAAAAAACCGCAGCAACUGGUUUCAUUUAGCAUUGGUUGUUUUAGUUAUUGCGUGCCCUUGUGUUCUAAUCCUCUCAACACCAGUUGCCACUUUCUGUGCACUAAAAGCUGCAACUUCGGGUCUUCUCUUCAAAGGAGUAGACUAUCUUGAAGUUCUUGCCAAAGUUAAGGUCAUGGCUUUUGACAAAACAGGAACUAUUACAAGGGGUGAAUUUGUCGUCUCCGAAUUUCAUUCUCUCAAUGGAGAUAUAAACUCAAACACUUUGAUGCAAUGGGUAUCAAGCAUUGAGAGUAAGUCAAGCCAUCCAGUGGCAGCUGCUUUGGUUGAUUAUGGAAGGUCACUCUCUCUUGAACCAAAGCCUGAAAGUGUUGAAGACUAUCAGAAUUUUCCUGGAGAAGGAAUUUAUGGAAAGAUUGAUGGGGAAGAAAUUUAUAUUGGAAGCAGAAAAAUUGCACUGAGAGCAGGAUGUCAAACAGUGCCAUCUGUGGAAGGAGUUAAUAAAGAAGGAAAAACCAUUGGAUACACAUACUUUAGAGCAUCCCUUGUUGGAAUUUCUAGUCUCUCUGAUGCAUGUCGAACCAGGGCAGCUGAAGCAGUCAAGGAGUUGAACUCUAUGGGAAUUAAAACUGCUUUGCUUACAGGAGAUAAUCAAGCAUCGGCUAUGGAGGCUCAACAACAGUUAGGAAAUUCUCUGGAGGUAGUCCAUUCAGAACUUUUGCCAGAAGACAAGGUGAAAAUCAUCAAAGAGUUUAAGAACGAAGGGCCAACUGCCAUGAUUGGAGAUGGUGUAAAUGAUGCGCCUGCAUUAGCUACAGCAGACAUUGGCAUAUCGAUGGGAAUCUCAGGUUCAGCACUGGCAACUGAGACAGGACAUGUUAUUCUUAUGUCAAAUGACAUAAGAAAAGUUCCAGCAGCCAUCAAACUCGCAAGGAAAGCUCGUUCGAAAGUAAUAGAGAAUGUGAUUAUGUCCAUGUCUACAAAGGCUGCUAUCCUUGUCUUGGCCAUUGUUGGUCACCUACUUGUUUGGGCUGCUGUUCUUGCUGAUGUGGGGACAUGCCUGCUGGUGAUCCUUAAUAGUAUGCUAAUUUUGAAAGGAACUCAAACUCAUGAAGGUGACGGAUGCAAAUCUUCUGCUAAGUCGUUUCAUCACAAACAUGGAGGAAAAUGCUGUAGAUCUUCAGCUCAAUCGCACAAUCACAAACAUGGAGGAAACAAUUUGCAAAUCUUCACCUGCGCUACAUAUUCACGAACAUGGAGGAAAGUGUUGCGAAUCCUCAGAAGAACCACAGAAGAUGGAAGAAUCUCAAGUCAUGGUCACUGCCACACAGUCCAUUGUAGCGAAAGUGAUGUGACCAACCACAUAGGAAAUGAAUCAGGAAAAGCAGUAGAAAGCGUUUGUGAUCAUGGACUUCUGUUAGGUCUCCCAUCUGCAUUUCACGCAGGAGAAGGGAACAUGAGAAAGGCAGGAAUCAACAUGGUUGUUAUGAAGAAUAAAAAGGAGGAGACAGCAGCACUGGAAAAGGCAGAAAAUUCAGAAAAAGUUGAGGGAAUUUCCAGAAAUGAAAUAUUAUUACUUUGCCACUUCACUGUUACAUUGAAAUAUCUGUUUGUGUUGAGCUGCUUGAGCUGUUUGACUUUCUGCAUAAGUUCGGAGAAGAGAGAAAUAAGUGCUUGUUGCAAAAGCUACUACAUGAAGCAAUGAUGUGCUAAGCAUGGGCAUUUAGGAGCUGGGUUUGGAGGAGGAUUAACUGAAGUUGUCACAGAAUAG